Messenger RNA from Aphanomyces astaci, 2785 nucleotides. RefSeq lists its product as hypothetical. The transcript has 26 exons. The record is from RefSeq and is a predicted model, not a curated record. Lineage: Eukaryota; Oomycota; Saprolegniomycetes; Saprolegniales; Verrucalvaceae. Bases 1 to 2745 code for a protein of 914 amino acids.
AUGCCGCGCGACAAGCACUUUUACUAUGCCAAGUACAGGGACAUGCUUCCCGAGAUCAAGUACUACAUGCGGCUCAAGCUGACGCCGUUGGUGUACAUCCACCAGCACUACUUGCGGCACCAGCUUCGUCGUGCGCUAGCCCGGUGGACUUGCAACCUGCAGCUCAAUGCCAUGGCUAGCCACGAACGCGAACUCUCGACGCGGUUGCAAAAGGUCGCGGUGUGGGUGCUUCAAAGCCGAGUGUGUGGACAGGUGGACGCGGCGUGUCGGCGACUCUAUCGCAUGCACCGGUUCCGAGUGUUGGCGACGAGGUUUUGCCGGUGGAAGCAGCAUGUGACACAGUACGCGCGCAUCAUGGAACACGCUCCAGCGUACUUGGAAUGGAUUGUCACAACAUCCCAACCAGCGGGCCAAGAUCGAGCAAGGGCAGCUAUCGACGUGAUCGAAUUCAAAGGCCAGCGGCUUGUGCAGUUACAUUGGAAACGCCUGGUGCGACACCAUCGAGCGAGAUUUCGACGCUGGCGACAGGUGACGUUGGGAGUUGAGAGGUUACGUCAGCGGCUGUGGGAGUGGAAAGAACGGCUACGUUUAUAUCGGUGGCGCGAGUGGGUGCAUAUGAAAAAACAAACCCAUGCACUCUCCGCUCAAAACAAAGUGGAGUUGCAGUUCUAUCGGGUUCGCAAUUGCAUGCGUCGGUGGACACUGUAUCGCCGACAGGUUCACGUGCAGCGGGUGUUGGCUCGCGUGACGAUGAUAGGGUGGCAUCGCACGACCGCGUUACGUGUGUUUCUUCGAUUGCAGAGCCACAUGCAUUGCUAUCGCAAACUCCGCAGGGCCAUUCAGCGCUUCACAUCGUCAUGUACGAGGUAUGGCACCAGCCAAGUGAGGAAAGCGUGGACGGUUUGGUUGCAUGCGACGAUGUCGUACAAGACGACCCAGACGACAAUCACAGCCGUGUUGAGGCGAAUGCAAUUGAGUUCGCUGCGUCAAGGGUUUUAUCAGCUGCGAAGUCAUUGUGUGGAGGCGACAUAUCAAGCCCAUGUUGCUCGUGUUGAAUGUGCUGCCGGUCGCGUCUAUGGCGUCAAAGCAAUCAUUCGACUGUGGCAACUGGCGAUACUAACACGCAUUCGGCGGGCGUUUCAUCACCUUCGGAGCGUCACACUGCACCUAAAACAAGACGAAGUCCAUCGCAAGCACAUGGUUUUAUGGGGCACCUGGGUGCAGUGGCGUCGGUAUCAUCAUUCCAAGGCUUUGGAACAGAUGGAGAUGAUUCAGGACUUGAAAUGUCGCGAGUUUGAAUUUCGAAGGCAGCGUCUGACGCACUUGGGCGUGCCCUGGGGGGCCAAUAUGAACCUAACGCGUCGGACAUUGCACUGGCUGGUCACGCGACACUGCUUUGUGACGUGGAAAAGCCAGCGUUACGUUCAAGUGACCGAGGGGUCGAUGCAGCGGAUAUGGGGCCAUCACAGCCAUAGAUUGCUUCGACAAUCCACGUUUCAACGGUGGAAACACACCACGGUGGUGGCUCGAAAGCAAGUUCUCGUUGAAUCCGGAGCGUCGAUGCAAAAGUUACUGGCGGCCGUGACCCACCAACUCCAACGCCAUUCGGAUCGGCAUUUGUGUCGGCGGUGGUUUCAAACGUGGCGCGUAUCCGCCAAUCAGCGUCGAGCGUCUUGUUGUGUGUUGCAACGAGUGGUCGCGACGCUGCACACAGGCAACCUUGUUCGGUCGUUUAUGCAUUGGAAAGCAUGGGCCGAGCGGUACGCGGCCAGCUGUCGGUUGUUUGCAGCCGCACUGCACUCGAUACAGGUUGGGGCGAGAUGGGUGCUCCAGUCCACGACAACUUGCCUCUUGAAUGUGUGGAGACUAUGGGCUGCCAAAGCUCGCGUUCGCCAGCAACUUGCCAAGCAAUUCCAGCAACUCCAAGACCGAUAUUACCAACACGAAAAGCAUACGUUGUGGCAAAAGUGGAGACAACUGUUUGUGAGCGCGGCAAAGAACCACGAGACAAAUCGAGGACUUGUGUGUGCCAUGUGGCAGGUGUGGACAAGUCGUCUGAUUGAUUCCAAGACUCAACGGCGAUUGUUGCGGCGACUAACGUUGAGCAUGUAUAUCACAAGGCUUCGUCGAGCACUUCACCGCUGGACCCAACAUGUUCUGUUUCAAGUGACAGUAAUUAAGACUCGCCAUCUACAAACUCGACUAGCAGAGCGAGACCAGCAAUUACGUGAAUUGCUCACCGAUCAAGCAACCCGUUGCCGUCAACUGGAGCAACUGUUUGCAGAACGGCAAAAGAUGAUGCAAUUGCUGGAGGAAAGCCGCCAAAAGUUGCAGCAAUUCAAGCGGCUUCAAGCUGAAAACCAGGAAUUGAAGCGCGGCUUAGAACACGGGGACCGCCAGGACAAACUUGUCGAGCAACUUCAAGGCAUGGAGACACUUUGGAUGGGAUCCGUGUUUGAAACGUUUCGAUUAGGGCAAUGUCGGCUGUCGGACCGUUUGAUUGGCCAAGUGGAGGCGGAAAACGAACGGUUGCGGACGGAUAGAGAACGCCAAGAAGUCGCAUCGCAUGUCCGUUUGAGUGAAUUGUCCAUGCAAUUAGCCGAGGCCCGCGAAGUGUGCGUACGACUGAAGGAGUUGGAAAAGUAUAACCAACAGUUGGAGGAACGAUUGCAAGCGCAGGAACUUGCACAGAAACGAUCGUUCUUGCAGCACAUGGGGGCGUCAAAGUUGCCGUAUGAGCCGUGAUCCACCAAGUUCACUUUACCUUUAAUAUAUGAUGUACUCG